AUGACGGAUACGUGCUGCGUGCUGGGAAUGCAGCACCGAUCCGCUUAUUUCUGGCAGAUGCAAAACGCCAGUGCAAGUGAAUGGGAGAUUACAGGGCCUGAUAAUAAAGGGAUUUAUAAAGGCGAUCGAGAGUCCAGUGGAAAAUACACAUUUGCUGCCCACAUGGAUGGAACUUACAAGUUUUGCUUUAGCAACAGAAUGUCCACCAUGACUCCCAAGAUAGUGAUGUUCACUAUCGAUAUCGGGGAAGCUCCAAAGGGGCAAGACAUGGAGACAGAAGCUCAUCAGAACAAGCUAGAAGAGAUGAUUAAUGAGUUAGCAGUGGCCAUGACAGCUGUAAAGCAUGAACAGGAGUACAUGGAAGUUCGUGAAAGAAUACAUAGAGCAAGUAUGUACAACACAAACAGCAGAGUGGUUCUUUGGUCAUUCUUUGAAGCUCUUGUAUUAGUUGCCAUGACACUGGGACAAAUCUACUAUCUGAAGAGGUUUUUUGAAGUCCGAAGGGUUGUUUAAGAGUACUUUUCUGGUCCCGGAUUUCAGUUCACUGUCUACCAAACAUCCUGGUCACAAAAAAAGUCAUUUAGUUUCUGAACCCUCUUUACUGAACUGUAAAACUUAUUUGCUUAUGUUCCUUCCUAGUUAAAAAUUGUUUUUAUAUAUCUUCUGUAGCAAAAGCUGUUCUGAAAUCUUGUCACUUAAUUGGCAUAUUUUUUUCACUCCAUUCUGCCUAGUCUGUAUGCUAAGCGAGGUCCGAGCAAGCUGCAAGUGCUGUAAUGCAACUGUAGUAACAAGCGAUGCUGAUGUCUGUUCUAACUUCUUUUCCUCUCCUCUGUUUUCAUCAAUACUUGCAGUUCUGUCUAGGGAAAUGGUACAAGGCCCGAACGUGACUGUUUGCAUUUUUGACAUCUUUAACCCUGCAGUAGGUGUUAGGAAAUCGAAAUAAUCCCUUCUUCACUUACAUAAACUGCCAAGGAGAAGCAAUUGGAACUUUAUUCUGACAAUGAAUAAAAGACAGCUGACAGCUCCCACUCUAGUAUUCAUACCUAGUUGCUAUUUAAAAGGA
Messenger RNA from Opisthocomus hoazin, 1063 nucleotides. The record is from RefSeq and is a predicted model, not a curated record. Lineage: Eukaryota; Metazoa; Chordata; Aves; Opisthocomiformes; Opisthocomidae.